Messenger RNA from Anguilla rostrata (American eel), 7449 nucleotides. RefSeq names its product nuclear receptor coactivator 3-like. The transcript is spliced from 23 exons. The record is from RefSeq and is a predicted model, not a curated record. Gene Ontology annotation, molecular function: protein dimerization activity; nuclear receptor binding. The coding region runs from base 216 to 4877 and encodes 1553 amino acids. Gene Ontology annotation, cellular component: nucleus. Lineage: Eukaryota; Metazoa; Chordata; Actinopteri; Anguilliformes; Anguillidae. Gene Ontology annotation, biological process: positive regulation of transcription by RNA polymerase II; cellular response to hormone stimulus.
UACCCAGAAACCAUGUCGCUCAGGCACAAGCUGGCUUCUUGCGCUAAGGGAGUGUUUCCCAUUUAAACAAACACAGGGCUGAAGAUGGCGGAGAGUUAAUAGUGGAAAAAAGAAACUGGUGUGCUGAAAGGAAUACGUUGGAAUUGGAUGUGAAGCUGAAUGAAGCUUGGUUUCCUCAUUCUCCACUGCUGAAGAGGUGCUGAUAUGUGUACAAGAUGAGCGGACUGGGAGACAACUCCUUGGAGCCGCUCUGCUCGGACCGAAAACGCAAGCUCUCCACCUGUGACACGCCCGGACUCGGGUGCGACAAGAGACGGCGGGAGCAGGAGAGCAAGUACAUCGAGGAGCUGGCCGAGCUGAUCUCCGCCAACCUCGGCGACAUCGACAACUUCAACGUCAAGCCGGACAAGUGCGCCAUCCUCAAGGAGACGGUGCGGCAGAUCCGACAGAUUAAAGAGCAAGGGAAAGCCUCCUCUAACGAUGAUGACGUUCAGAAGGCUGACGUGUCCUCCACGGGUCAGGGGGUCAUUGACAAGGACCAUCUGGGGCCACUUCUACUGCAGGCCCUGGACGGCUUCCUCUUUGUGGUCAACCGAGAAGGCAGCAUCGUCUUUGUGUCGGACAACGUGACGCAGUACCUGCAGUACAAACAGGAAGAGCUGAUCAACACCAGCGUCUACAACAUCCUCCACGAGGGCGACCAGGAGGAGUUCCACAAGAACCUGCCCAAGUCCAACAUGAACGGCGUGUCCUGGGGGGCUGAGGCGCCCAGACAGAAGAGCCACACGUUCAACUGCCGCAUGCUGGUGAAGUACUGCCACGGCCCUCCAGAGGAGGGCGCCAGCAGCCCGCGCUACGAGACCAUGCAGUGCUUCGCCCUCACCCAGCCCAAAGCCAUGAUGGAGGAGGGGGAAGACCUGCAGUCCUGCAUGAUCUGCGUGGCCCGCCGGGUGACUGCGGUGGAGAGGACCGAGAGCUUCAUCACCCGACACGAGCUCUCAGGCAAGCUGAUCCAGAUCGACCACAACUCCCUGCGCGCCUCCAUGCGGCCCGGCUGGGAGGACCUGUGGCGCAGGUGCAUCCAGAUGUUCCUGCACCACAGCGAGGGCCAGCCCUGGUCACACCGCCGGCACUACCACGAAGCCUUCCUGCAGGGCCACGCCGAGACCCCCCUGUACCGCUUCUCCCUGUCCGACGGGUCUCCGGUCACGGCGCAAACCAAGAGCAAGCUGUGCCGCCACAGUAUGACCAAUGAGCCUCAGGGCUUCAUAUCCACACACCUGCUGCAGAGGGAGCAGAAUGGAUAUCGCACCAGCCAGGCUGGCAUGAUGCAGGGCGGAAUGAGGCCGCAGGGAAUGGGCAACGCCAACCCCAACCCCAACCCCAAUGCCCAAAUGAACAUGCCCCCUGGGGGCGGGAUGGGCAUGGGCAUGAACAGGGGCUAUGGCAUGAACGAGCAGGGUCACAUGGGCCAAACGGGAAACUCCAUGUACAGUGGCAGCAACAGGAUGAUGCAGAUGAAUCAAGUCAACCAGAUGAAUCAGAUGAAUCAGAUGAAUCCAAUGAAUCAAAUGAAUCCAAUGAACCAGAUGAAUCCAAUGAGUCAGAUGAAUCAAAUGAAUCAGAUGAACCAAAUGAAUCAGAUGAAUCACCUAGGACCCGGAAUGCCGCAGCAGCAGCAGCAUCCUCCCUUCCAGGGCGGGGCAUAUGGGCUGGGCAUGAACAGCCCCUCCCAGAGCAGUCCAGGCAUGAACGUCCCCCAGCAGAACCUCAUGAUGUCCCCCAGGACGCGAGGGAGUCCAAAAAUGGGUGCCAGCCAGUUCUCUCCAGGAGGGAUGCCCUCUCCCAUGGGCCCGGGCAGCUCUGGAGGAGGGGGAGGAGGUGGGGGCCCAGGGGGGAGCAGCACCUUCUCCAGCAGCUCCCUCAAUGCACUGCAAGCCAUCAGCGAAGGGGUGGGCAACUCGCUGUCGUCUGCUCUGACCUCACCAGCACACAAACCCGACAGCUCUCCCAGCAUCAACUCCUCGCAACAAGCUCAGCAGCAGCAGCAUCAACAGCAGCAACAGCACCAACAGCAGCAACAACAGCAGCAACAACAUCAACAGCAACAACAUCAACAGCAGCAGCAACAACAGCAACAACAUCAACAGCAGCAGCAACAACAGCAACAACAUCAACAGCAGCAGCAGCAACAGCAGCAGCAGCAGCAGCAGGCCCAGUGUAAGCCAGGUCAUGUGGACUCCAAAAGCCCAUACAGUGCUGGUGGGGACCACCACCACCACCUGCACCAUCACCACCACACCCCCUCCGCUGACAACACCGGGGAGAGGCCCGACAGCCAGGCGGGCCUCCACAGCAGCAAGGAGGGCGGCGAGAAGGCCCCAGCGGGCCCCGCCAGCACCGAACCCCACAGGCGGGUCCCCGAGAGCAAGGGCCACAAGAAGCUCCUGCAGCUCCUGACCACGCCCACUGAGGAGCUGGGCCUCGGAGCCAGCGGCGGGCCGCCCGCCCCCCCGGCCGCUGUCAGCACCCCCGCGGCCGCCGAUACCAAGGAUCCCGCCGGCUGCGUCACCAGCCCCACAUCCACCGGAGUCUCCUCCUCCUCUUCCUCCUCUGGGCAGGCCUCCGGGGGUGUGUCCUCCUCCGGCUCCGCCCACUACGCCGCCUCCCUGCAAGAGAAGCACAAGAUCCUCCACAAGCUCCUGCAGAACGGGAACACCCCGGACGAGGUGGCCAAGAUCACAGCCGAGGCCACGGGCAAGGCAUCGGGCCAGGCCCACGAGCCGGCGGGGGCGGAGCCGGGCGGGGCAGGGGCCGCGGGCGGGGGCUCAUCGGGGCCGGGGGCCACGGACACCAAGCAGGAGCAGCACAGCCCCAAGAAAGAGAAGACCCACGCCCUGCUGCACUACCUUCUGAACAAGGAUGACUCCAAAGAGCCCGCCGACAUCAAGCCAAAGCUGGAGGACCUGGAGGGCAAGGCCGGCCCGGGGGCCUGCAGCGGCUCCGCCAUCGCCGCCUCCACCCCCGAAAACGUGGAGAACAAGAUCAAGACUGAGCCCAGCGACGAGCUGGACACCCUAGAGACCAUCUUAGGAGGCCUGAGGAACUCAGGUUCCGGGUUCUACCCCGAGGCAGGAGCAGGAGGGGGAACCGACGGCGGCAACAAGCGGCAGAACUGCCCUGACGAUGGCGCGCAGGGCAUGCCGACGGGCCCGCGCGCCCCGUUCCAGAGGGCCGUGUCCGUGGACGGGAAGCCGACCGGUGGGACGGGCGGGGCGGGGCGGCGCAGCGCCCCCUGUUCCAUGCUCAUCAAGCAGGAGAACAUGGACAGCCAGCGCAUGAUCGGGGGCCCCGAAAACUUCCCAGGGAACAUGGGAAUGAUGAACAGGGGAAUGGGCGUUCCCCAGCGCUCUCCCAUGGGCGGCUCCGGCGACUGGGGGAUGUCGAGGUCGAGCGGCAGUCCGGUCGGGUCCGCGGGACACCCUUCCAUGAUCCGCCCCGGGAUGGACUACAACUCCAAAGCCAUGAUGGGAAGUCCCAUGGUGGGCAGGUCAAACAGCGUUCCAGGCAACAGGUCAAUGCUGCAGCAGCAGCUGAUGGAAAUGGGUCCGAAUGACAUGAACAUGGGCAUGAGUCCCUUCAGCCAGCAGGGACCCAGCCAGUCCCCCUCCUGGUCUGAUGGUGUGAUGGGAAUGGACAACAGCCACAGCAGGCCGCAGUUUGGGAACCCCCUGGACGAGCUGCUGGUGCCCCCCUCCACCAGCGAGGGGCAGAGCGACGAGCGGGCCCUCCUGGACCAGCUGGACUCGCUGCUCAACAACACGGACGUGAUGGCGCUGGAGGAGAUCGACCGCGCGCUGGGCAUCCCGGAUCUGGUCAGCCAGGGGCAGGGCGGGGAGCAGCAGACAGAGCCUUUCCCUGGGCAGGAUCCCUCCAUGGUGAUGGAGCAGAAGCCCAUGUACAGCCAGGGCUACCCAGGCCCCCCGGGCAUGGCAAUGCAGCCGGGCUACAGCAGCAACCCCAUGCAGGGCCAGCCGGGCGGCUUCAACCCCAUGAUGAACCAGAUGGGCCCGCAGGGCAACUUCCCCAUGGCGGGCAUGCACCCCCGCGCCAGCAUGCGCCCCCGCAUGAUCAGCGCCGCCAAGCCCAUGCGACUGCAGCUGCAGCAGAGACUGCAAGGCCAGCAGUUCAUGAACCAGAGUCGCCAGGGCAACGCAGCAGGGGGGAACCCUGUGCUUCGACCGGGCAUGCAGCCAGGCAUGGGAGCACAGCCUGGGUUCCUGAAUGCCCAGAUGAUGGCACAGAGGAGCAGAGAGAUCAUGAACCACCAGCUGAGGAGGCAGAGGAUGAUGAUUCUGAUGCAACAGAAGCAGCAGCAGGCUGCGGCUGCCGCCGCGGGGGGGUUCAGCCCUCCUCCCAACGUCACCGCCCCCGCCGGGAUGGACAACCCAAUGGGUGGGCCCCCCAUGAACCAGCCGGGACAGCAGCAGUUCGCCUAUGGGGGUAACUAUGGGAUGAGCCAGCAAGGGGACCCCUCAUUUGUCCGUUCAGCUGGCAGCCCGCCCAACGCGAUGAUGUCAGGUCGCCUGGGCCCGCCUCAGAAUCCCAUGAUGCAACAGCACCCCCAGGGCGGCCCCAUGUACCAGACAGCAGAGAUGAAGGGCUGGCCACAGGGAGGCAUGCCCCGAAAUAAUUCGUACCCCCAGCAGCAGUUUGCCCAGCAGGGGAACCCGGGCUCAUACGGGGCCAUGAUGAUGAAUGGGGCCAUGCCAGUCAAUGGCAGCGGGGGCCAUAUGGGGCAGAUGCCAGGGCAGAUGGGCAUGAAUCCCAUGGGUAUGGGGCGGAUGCCAAUGGGACCUGAUCAGAAGUAUUGCUGAGCUCGGAGCAGAGCCGCCUGUGUGCUAGCGGAGAGUCACUGUGAACCCUGCGGAGAAGCGCAUGCUCUGUGUGUGCAGGCUGCCUCUCUCUGCCCAUUUUAACAGACUGAGCCCUGCUCCUCCACUCCUGGCCCAAUAUGUGCAGUUUCUCACCUUAAGGACAAACCCCACAGGAUAUAGAGUACAACGUGCUGACACGUGGUGGGUGGGGCUACUACAUAUGUAAAUGUGAGACUGUGACACACACACACGCACACACACACAUGCACAUGAUGUGCGGCUCUCAUGUCUUCAGAGUCUAUAUCUAGUUUUUUGGAGGGGGGGUCUUAAUCUCUUGGCUGUGUCUUUUCCCCGCUGGAGGUACCUUCACUAACCUGACUACAUGGAAAAUGGUUUCAUCCAACACCGCGUGAAAAGGUUGCCUCAUAUGUAGAAUGUACAUCAUGCAGUAUUUAGCCUUUGAUGUGGGAACACUCACUUUGAAAUACGAUGGGUUAAGGUACUACGCAAAAAGAUUUUAGUUGCGGUUGCACUUUACGGAAAGGUUGAUAUUGGAAGGAUUGUUGCAAUAUUUCUUGGUCAUUAUAGCCUUAUUCAAAAAUUAAUGCACACAGCAAACCUUGUCAUUCUUUUGUUUUUCUUUCUUUUCUAAACGGGGACCCAUUUAAAUUGAAAAAAGGUUAUAAAUGAAAAGCAGUAAGCACAGAUGUCUAUAUUAUGCAGAUUUAAGCAAUAAUCUCUAUGCUUUAGGCUGAAAUUGACAUGGAGCAUCCUCUACUCAAAGCAAAGGUACUGCAGUAUUACAUGUGAUGUCACACAUUUUGAAUUUUCCUGUCUGUGAAUAUGAAUUGUAAAUAUGCUUAAAAUGUAUUAUAUGCUUUUGUAGGUCACAUACCAUUUUUGCACAGAUUGUAAGGCUUGAUAUUUAAAGUAUAAUUUUCUUAUUCUCUGUCUUGUAGGUCAAUACAGCUUUUAUUUCCAAUAUUUCAGUUUGGGAAGUAAAAGGAAGGGGGCCCUCUUUCACCAGUACUCAUAUUUAAGUAUGUAUUUCGAAAGCUGAAACAGCAAGGCCAUUUUAUUCUUUUAAGAAAGGCACUUUUUUAUUUCUGAAAUUAUAAUCAUGAAAUUGUUUUGUUUCCAGGAGGGUAGUUAAAGUGCUGAGUUGUAGUGUGAGCUUGUACUUUGAGAUUGCAUUUUAACAUAGCAAAGACUUUUUAUAAACUUUCUCAACCAUACAUGUGAGACUAACAAGUAAGGCACACACAGGAUAUUCCCAGUCUGAUGAUUGUGGGGACUUCUGGUAACUGUGUAUGCAGAAGGUUGCAUUUAGGGACAGGCUUAUUUUUGGGUUUGGAUUAGCAUUGUACACACCUAGUACACAUCUGAUAAAUACUCCAUUCCUUUCUGACAAUUCCAGUUUCACCCAUUUGCUGUGCCCUAGUCUUUUCUAAGCUUUGUCUGUGCAUUCUCACCAAAAUAAUCUAGUUUACCACUCAAAAUGGAGUUCAAAUCCAAGUCCAUCACCUGUCUUAAGAAGCUGUACAAAUAUCUGUGAGAAACCAGGGUUUGAAGGUAGGGCUAUAAACACAGUCCUGUGAGAGCUUUACCUGGUUUGGGACAGACUGUGAAACAUGCUUUCAUUUAACUUAGCGGUGCUUAUAUUAGGAUUCAGAAAAAGGGUUGAGAUGGAGGAUGUUUUUAUCUAUUUAAUUAUUCUCCUACCUUAGUCUUUAAGGUCCCUUUGGGCCUUUUUAUUUUCAUUUAAUUUUUAUUUGCCUUUCUUUACACUUGAUACUCUGAGAGGUCUACCUUGUAAGACAUGCGGAAUCCAAAGAUUUUUUUCCCCCCUGUGUUUCAAAUAGUUUCUGGUGUUGAUGGUCUACAUGCAUUUCUGCAUGUGUACGUUAGGGUACACACGCAGAUGCAUAUGAAUAUAUAUUAUAUUAUUUUGUAUAUUGUAUGAUACAGUGUAGAAUUAAUCUGUUUCUCGGUCUGCAAUGCUCAUGCUUAUUUUGCUCAUUGUCUUCAAAUAAAUGGCCAGUGAACAGCCUCUGGCAGUGUUGCAGGGGAAGAGAGUGUUUUAGAGACUCUUUGCUGGUGAACCCUAUGUCUGUUUAUCAAAAGUUGCAGUGAAAUUUAAACUCAUUGAGAAAGCAAGACUAAACGUUAACCCAUCUAUUAGAAUGACACCAGAAUUGCAAGUGUUAAAAGACAAUUGCUGUCUUUUUAAUUUCAUAGGAUUUUUUUUUUUUUUGAAGUAACAGUAAGGACUGGGUUUGCUUCUUCAAAAAAUGAAGCUGAGUGGAUUUUUUAAUAAUUAUUCUUAAUGAAGUAAAUUCAAAAGAUAGAAAUGCAUACAAAAAAUACAGCAGGACAUCUGUCUAUGCUCCGCUUUUAAUGAUUGAAAAAAUAAAAAAAUCCUCCUUGCUCUGUACUCUUUGUUAAACGAAAAAGAGAAAAAGUAACAUUAAAAUUAUGCCAUCAUAAUUUCAGGAUGUAAAUUACUGUUGCAUUUUUUUCUUACUUGUUUCUUGAUGUUAAUAUUGAUGUAAAUACAAAUUUCUAUUUAAAA